Somion occarium is the source of this 1587-nucleotide messenger RNA. The record is from the annotation of a GenBank genome assembly. Lineage: Eukaryota; Fungi; Basidiomycota; Agaricomycetes; Polyporales; Cerrenaceae.
GAAGGAGGAUGGCGGAGCUUUGUACAUUCACAAGCGACACUUCUUAUGACCAUGGCCCCGUGGUCGAGAACUGGCCAGCUUGCCCUUUUCUCUUCAUCUCUCCAACUUGGCCCUCGCCAAUAUGACCUCGUCGCCGCUUGCCAUGUCUGAUUCUGCUUUCUCUGACCUCCCCCUCGCCGUACGCUUCGAUAAUGAGUGUGUUCUUAUACCAGAUCCACCUCCACAGUCGCGCCUGCCGCGCAUGGUCAAAAGAUCAUAUUCACUUCCACUUUGGAAGAGACGGUCAUCAAGCAAAGGUCCGAUAGAGGUAGACGUUGAGAAACCUCCAGCCGACGGUGCAGAGGACAAUCAUCUCCACUUCACUGUGUCGGUGCCAAGCUUCUUGAAUAAAGCACGGUCACCUACACGCGGUGAACAUCCUCACCAACCUCUGGUUCCGUGCAUAAUCAACCAUGACCAUCCUCCAACUCCCCGUCGUUGCAGACGACCGUCAUUAUCUCUUCCCCCGCGCACGGACGUGUUAACAAUUCCAUUACGGGCAUGUUGCCAAGACUGUUAUCCCAUCACCGAAGAGUCCCUCAAGGAAGGGUCAGAAUGGCAGGAGAAAUUCACCCACGGAGCGCGUCGGCGACGAAACUCAAGUGGUGACGCUUACAAUCAUACUCAUGUUCGCGCCCACCGUAAAGUUUCGGAUGAUACACCCGGUUUUGAUUCCGUACUCCAAGUAGACGAAGUGGAGAAACUACGCAAGAGCAAAGCUUCGCGCACCGCGGAACCAAGCACGAGCCCCACCCAUGAUGACGAUGGAUCGCUCUUACCAUCGCUCACGCGACGCGUUGUCGUUAGGGCUACAGAUAUCACGCCACCUGCGAAGGCGGUCGCUUGCUCCCCACCUAUUGAAGAAGAGGACGAAGACCAAUUAUUCCCGUUACCUAACGGUCCGCGUCGCACUCCUAUUCCCUCACCCAACCCGUCUACGAUAGAUCUCAUUCAAGAUGCAAACGAAAUGUCUAAUCUUCUAGAUAAACUGGACGUGAGAGGUCGCGAUGAGACAGAUGUAACCUCGGACUCUUCACCGAUCCUCGAUCUUUCCUCGUCCUCAUCCUCAUCAUACUUCUCAAAUUUUCCCGAAACGACUUUGCAUACGCCAUCCACAAGCCACAACUUGACUUCCUCAUCAUUCAAGGAGAACAUACCAUUAUCAGCGUCCCCACCGUCUACACCGGAUCUCCAUCGCGUGACCUCAUCCGAACGUUCACCUAAUCAGAGUUGGAGGCGACCGACUAUCCACCUUCCAGGUGCUAGCUCCAUAUUCAGGGCGAGUGCAGAUGCACUUCGAGGGGUUAGCUUUACGCCCGUUCGUUCAUGUACCACAUAACAACACUGCCAGUGUACACGUGCUUUUAAUUCUCGUUCUCACCCAUUCUCCCGUUUCGAUUACAUGUUCAAUGUACCAAUACUGCUUGCACACGCCUUCCUUUCCAUUCUAUCAGCGCUCUGUCUUUGCAGAGUUCUUGUAAGAUUGCAAAAGCCCACAAAUGUACAAUAGCAUUGCCGGCCUUGCCAUAACCUCAGACACUCUGGUGA